AUGGUGCUAACCACGAAAGGUCUCGGUUAUGCCCCUCACAUCAGUCGGCUUAUUCUCAAGUACCGGCCAGAAUUUGGACCGGGCACACCGGCAUCUCAUUCGAAUAUUCUCGACAUGGAUGCGGUGGAAGAAAGAGAAGCGGUUGAAGAAUUCUUCAACACCGCAACUCUAUCUGGCAACAAGAUCACCGCGACUGUCAGCGGUACUGAAUUCGAGUUAACCGAAGAAUUGGUUGCGGAGAGCCUACGCCUUCCAACAGACGGCCAAGAUGCCGUGUUGGAUCUUGAACUAACAACGUUCGAGGCAGCCUGCCAGAUUCUAUCAGCAACCAAGGAAGAACCGGUGAAAGUAUCCGGUAAGAAAGCGACACUUCGACCGGAGUACAUACCGCUUUGUGACAUCUUCACAAAGUCGGUUCAGGCGAGAGGCGGAAAUUACAACAGCCUCACCAAGGCCAAGAUCGAGAUGCUAGUCGGUUUGAUACAAGAAGAGGGGGAGGAUACAAGUCCUAAUAACACCGGUGCGACAAGUCCUGAGCACGCCGAGGCCGGUGGAGACAGUAGUGAGAAGGAUGAAGCUACCCCUGAAGACGACCAGAAGAAGGCCGAUAUUAUAGCGCGCCGGAUCUUGGAGCACAUUGAACUGCGAGUUCAAACGGUUGGCGAAUUAUACCGGGAAUGGCACGAAUACCGAUUCAGCAAACUUUAUAAACAUAUGUUCCCAGGCCUAACCGACGAACAAUGCUUCAGAAGGCUGAAGGAGAUAGAGGAAACAGUCAUGAGCCUCACGAACGCAGAAACUCUUAACGAAGCCUUGGACCGAUGCACCAUCGUGAGACCGCGAGCUCGGUUACAAAAGCUAACCGGACGUAUCCGGAAGAUUAAGGAAAGGUACAUUGAGGGAACACCGGAGGCUAACUUACAGCUCUUGGCGUUAGAAAGGCUUGAGAUAGCGAAAGGAGAAUUCGCUGGAGAAAUUGAUCGGCUGGAGGUGGUGUGCAGACAGCGAGAAAGACCGCACUCCCCAGCUCCUGAGACCGAUGACGGUCAAAAUCAUGGUGCAACACCUCCUCGGGCGGAUCCGGUGACAAAUGAAACCGACGAAAGGAUAGAAGCUCCUCUCACCGAGCAACCUGGAGUCUCAGAAUCGGGCAUUACAGAAGAAAGGGCCAAGUUGAAUGCGGAUAUAGCGGUUGUGGAGGCAAACGCCCGAGCAGCUAAGGAAGUACAAGAUGCGCUAAAUGAAGAAGCGCGGAGAGAAAAGGAGCCCCCGCGACUAUCUGGAGAAGAAAUAACCGAGCGGGAACGACUCACAGCGGCUAAGUAUCCGGACCUUGCAAAGUCCACAGCGGUUCAAGCGGCCAAAGAGCCGGAGCGGUUCAAUGCACAAAAACAAGGGCUCGAAGGAUUUGCAACCGCUCACAAGAAGAAGAAAACGACGGCCCCUUCCUCUUCGGUUCCGGAAAAACGGAAAAGGAAAACAUCAAAGAAGGCUCAAGUAGCCGGGCUGCUGGAAAGAGUCACUGACACGGUUAUUGAAAAUCAACCGGACCCGGAUAUUCACACCGAAGAAGAAGAUGAAGAACAUCUGGCGGAGCGUUCUACAAGACAACGAGUCUCCAAUACGGCCAGUCAACCGCAACCGGUUAAGAGAAAACGAACCAAGGAUAUGAUGGCCAACUUCAACUUCUCCGACUCAGAAUAG
Molecule: messenger RNA, 1704 nt
Organism: Impatiens glandulifera
Lineage: Eukaryota; Viridiplantae; Streptophyta; Magnoliopsida; Ericales; Balsaminaceae
Exons: 4
Coding region: 1-1704 (567 amino acids)
Source: RefSeq, a predicted model, not a curated record